AUGGCUAUCGAACAUGGUAAAUUUGAUGGGCUCGGUUCUCCAUAUUUGGGGAGUUCAGUCCUAAAUGCCAACCCAAACUCCAAUUCCAAUUCUAGAGCAAGUGCCAAUGCGGGUUCAGUGACUGUGAAGAAGAAAAGGAUGAAACCUAUCAAAUCGUGUACGUUUUGUCGAAGGAGAAAACUACGAUGUGAUCAACAAAAACCUAUGUGUUCCACCUGCAUCGCUAGAGAACUCCCCGAGUGUGUUUACAUGGAGAGUAGCUCUACGCCUCGUACGGUGGCUGGUAAACGUGGUAAUAUUGAUUCUAUAGGAUCGAUGCCAAAUACCAAAUUGUUACUUAAAGUUAAUGAACUGGAAAGGCAGUUGCGCGAUGUUGCCAAUGAAAUCAGUGGCAAUAGCGCUAGUGAGGACAAUAGUUUAGGGGAUAUGCCUCAAGGCGGGACUGAGUCCCUCGUCGGAUCCUCAUCUGCCGUUUCGCCAUCUUCCACUUCACCAAAUAGUACAGAUGCUCAUCUCCAUACUAUUAGCCAAAAAUGUGUGGAACAACACCAUCGAGACUUUCAGAGGGAAACUCGAUUAGCUAUCAGUAUGGACACUACCACUAGUGCAUCAGUCAAUCCGUUAAGAAAGUUAUAUUUUCUGCAAUCGAAACGUAAUGGAAGAAAAGUAAUGUUUGGUCCUACUUCAAUGAGAACUUUUCUCUUUAGUGGGAAUUGGGGACUGAUGGAUAGAUUCAAGCAAUUGAGAGAAAAAGUCAACACGGCAAGACGCCAAAUUAAAAAGGAAUGUGGUUACUGUAUGCUUAGGGAAAAUCAACUAAUAGAGAUGCCAUCAAAUUCCUUCACAAGCAAUCUUCCUUUGGACACUUCUCUUGCCAAACAAUUGAUAUUUGUAUUACCAAGCUAUGAAGAGAUUGAAAAAAGUCUUCGACUUUUUUUUUCGAAACCUGAGCUGUAUGAAAUUACAGGAGCAUUUGAUGAGAAGAAAGUUCUCAAUGAUUUUAAAUUGGGGUUUGUCCCCGGUAUUCCGUCGCUGAUUACUGGCGAAAGGCCUGUUAUCAAUAUUGUCCCAUUCACUAAAAUCCAAUAUUACAAAGUUGGUGUCGUUCUUGGAAUUCUCGUUUUGGUGCGAUUUGGAGCAUUACUCCCACAGGUUUUGGAAAAAUUCUUUGUGUUUCUGUCAGGAUUGUCAACUGCUAAAAUCAUGUAUGUUGAGAGAGUGCAGUUCACUUUGUUGAGAUACUUUCAUCGAAAUAUUCAUGGCCUCACUGGAGGCGAUGAAUCUCAUCAGAUUGUAUUAAUUGAUUCUCUCGUUUGUGAUGCGAUCUCUCUUGGUCUAAAUCGUAACAUUAAGGAAUUGUUUCGAGGCGAUGAAGAACUUCUGGGGAAUACAGAUUCCCUAGAGAAGUUAUGGUGCUGGGUUGUUUUCCUAGAUUUUUCACUUGCUUUUCAUAUUGGAAGGCCAAUGAAAAUUACGGAAGAAGACAUCUUUCAUGAGGAAUUUUUUGAUGACUAUAGUUGUGGAUUUUAUGGUCUUCUUAAAAGAUUUUUGAGAAAAAUGGCAAGACCCAUUAUGCAGAGCAUCUACAGCAAGUCUGAAUGUCCCUAUUUAGACAAGCAUUGCGAGGAACUGUUGACAUUUACGGAAGAGGAGUUCUUGCCCAUUUCGUUUUACACAGAUAAGGAAUUAAUUCAUAAGACACCCUUACAAGAGACAAGGAUUUUAGGCAUGAUAUUUUCUAUGCUCUUAUGUCUAGGUGGGCUUAAACUUUUCAUUGAAUCGCAGUGUAAUCUAGACGCUAAGAACUCUGUGGUUAAAAUCGCAUUGGUAUCAUUUUCUGUGGCAAGGAAUGCACUCGCUCGUAGUAUUGAGCUGGAUGAAAUUCAUUUUCCCGAGUUAACAGAACCGGGGCAUGAAUCACCUUCGCCUUAUUUUGCUGAAGUCGUCUCAAUGUUUUUCACACUUUUUAUUCGAGGAGCAUCAAUUCCGUAUAUAUUGGCAUACAAUAAACUGACUCUCUUCGAAAAAGGUGUUCUAGUUCUUGAAAAUGGUAGUGAUACUUUAGAUUGUGAUAUGAGUACACUGAGAGUUCCCAAAUCAAAGAAAAUUCCUACUGUUCAUGCCUUAUCAAUGUUUUGUAAAGUUUUUGAUGAUCUCCGUAAUCCAAGCAAUGAUAAAGCAAAGUCAGUUUAUCAAAGAUGUCAAGGUUUACAAAUUCUUCUUUCCAUGGAAAAAGUGCAGAGAACGGUGGUUCAGAAAGUUCUUGAAGUUAGAACUGCUACGGAAACUACUUGGAAAGCUCAAGUUCAACGUCAGGGUUUGGCAUCCCCUGGGAAAGCUUUGGCAUCUCCUGGAAAAACUUUGUCACCACCAUCAGCGGAUAAUUUCGAAAAUGCAGAUUUAAAUUUUUUCGGUAAUUUGGUGGAGAAUUCACGUUCCCGUAAAUCAUCAUCAUCAGUACCAGCUGGCCCCCCACCAUUAGUCCAUCCCACGUCUGAAAUACCCGCUGCAGAACCAUCUGUAGGUAGAGAUGAGACGGAAUGCGAGUUCAACACACGUGCACCAAGUGGUCCUGCCGCCUCUCAAAGUGACCAAGGUCGUCCCGCUAUUGGAGAAAAACUUUCACCAAAUAUGGAGGUAUUUGAUGAAGAUAAUGAUGUCCUUGGCAUGAUUUCUGGUGAUUUCUGGGAAUGCUAUAAUACAAGAUGGACUGAGUUAUUAAACAGGGCCGAAUCUGGCAAUUUGUUUUCCGAUAUUGAUAUAUGA
Messenger RNA from Zygosaccharomyces rouxii, 2766 nucleotides. RefSeq lists its product as uncharacterized. Gene Ontology annotation, biological process: regulation of DNA-templated transcription. Lineage: Eukaryota; Fungi; Ascomycota; Saccharomycetes; Saccharomycetales; Saccharomycetaceae. The record is from RefSeq and is a predicted model, not a curated record. The coding region runs from base 1 to 2766 and encodes 921 amino acids. The transcript has a single exon. Gene Ontology annotation, molecular function: zinc ion binding; DNA-binding transcription factor activity, RNA polymerase II-specific.